AUGGCCACAUCACUAUUCAGAUUCCUCUGGCCCUCCAUCGCGAGGCAGCCAGCAAUAAUAUCCACCUCUAUCCCGACGAAGCUCCCCUCCAUACGCACUUUCGCGACGACGCCGUCACCCAACGCAACCCUCAACCAAGUUCUACGACGCGCCCGCCACGCCGUCUCCCCCGCUCUAUCCGACAUGCAGUGCCCGCAGCAGAAGGGCGUGUGCCUAAAAGUCGGCAUCACCAAGCCGAAGAAGCCCAACUCGGGCGAGCGCAAGACGGCGCGUGUGCGCCUCUCGAGCGGCCGCAUGAUCACCGCCUACAUCCCGGGCGAGGGCCACAACAUCCAGCAGCACUCCGUCGUCCUCGUCCGCGGGGGGCGCACUCAGGAUUGUCCUGGUGUGCGCUAUCAUUUAGUCCGUGGGGCUUUGGAUUUGGCUGGUGUCUCCAAUCGUAUGUCGAGUCGAAGCAAAUACGGAACCAAGAAACCAAAGAAGGCAUCUGUCGGCGCAUAG
This is a messenger RNA of Hypoxylon fragiforme, 501 nucleotides long. RefSeq names its product ribosomal protein S12. Bases 1 to 501 code for a protein of 166 amino acids. The record is from RefSeq and is a predicted model, not a curated record. Gene Ontology annotation, biological process: translation. The transcript is spliced from 3 exons. Gene Ontology annotation, molecular function: structural constituent of ribosome. NCBI's taxonomy places the organism in Eukaryota, Fungi, Ascomycota, Sordariomycetes, Xylariales, Hypoxylaceae. Gene Ontology annotation, cellular component: ribosome; small ribosomal subunit.